Molecule: messenger RNA, 1173 nt
Organism: Thermochaetoides thermophila DSM 1495
Lineage: Eukaryota; Fungi; Ascomycota; Sordariomycetes; Sordariales; Chaetomiaceae
Exons: 3
Coding region: 1-1173 (390 amino acids)
Biological process (GO): vesicle-mediated transport
Molecular function (GO): protein-macromolecule adaptor activity
Source: RefSeq, a predicted model, not a curated record
AUGCCGCCCCGAGAACAAAAAAAGAUCACUAAUCCCCGGCGCAUUCUCGCCGUUUCUCUGGCCGAUUCGGCCAACCAUCUCAGCGAUGUGAUCAAGGCCCUCACCGGAACCGCCCCUUCACCAUCUCUCAGCCCAGACCAGGACUCGUCCUCCCUGGCGGGCACAACCCACCACAUCACUCUCUCAACACCGUACUACACCGCCUCAGUACCGAUAUGGAUCGACUUGAUCCCUUCCUCUUCUUCAACAGAUAAUGCAGCGUCAUCAUCCUCAUCAACGCCAUCCCCAGCCUCAGAAUGGGCCUCCACCUUCCUCUCCGAAGAAGCCAAAGAAGUGCUUGCCGUGCUAGGGGGGUUAAUCCUCGUCUUUGUCAUCCCCCCUCCCUCAGUAACACCUACUUUGUCCUCACUCCCAGCAGCAGCGGCGGUUCCUCAACCGUCUCAACCUCCGCCCUCAUCUUCAGAUCCUGAACCAACAGCCUCGACACAGCCGUCCACGAUACUCGCAUUACCAGAUCCGAUCUCUCCCCUUAUCCCCUCCCCCUCGCUAACACGCGACCUCAUCACCCAAAUCGGCCGCCUAAUCCACCAGGGCCUAGGAGGCUGGGAAUGGGACGGCGUGACCCUCGCCAUAGGCAUCAGCGUUGUCGGCCCAGCCAGCGCUGGUUCUCAACUUGAUGAUGACGAUGGUGAAGACGUCUUAAACGGAUGGGAGGACCUAUGUGCAGAAAACGGGAUGGAGUUCGUUCAUAUUCCGGUAUCAGCACUUAAGGAUAAGAAGGACAAAGAGGGGGAGAAGAAAAGGAAUAAAUUCGGGGAGAGGGUGGGCUUGGAAAGGGUGUUGGAAGCGUUGGGGAGCAAUGACUGGUCUGGGGGCGGCGGCGGCGGCGGCGGCCUUCAAGGAGGGGAGGGGGGGAUGCUAACCUGGAAGGGGAGGGACAGGAAGGGUGACUUGGACGAGUUGAAGAAGGCAAUCUUGGGGGGAGGGGGUGGCAAGCAUGACGACGAGGAGGAGGAAGAAGGAGGGGAACUUGGUGAGGAGGAUGUUGAGAAGCUGGAGAGGAUGAUGAGAAAACUGCAGGCUGUGAGGGAUGCCACGGCUGGGAUGCCGGAGGAGCAGAGGAAGAGGAUGGCUAAGAAGGCUGUCGGGGAGGUCAUGAGGGAACUGGCGUAG